Spodoptera litura is the source of this 1489-nucleotide messenger RNA. RefSeq lists its product as uncharacterized. NCBI's taxonomy places the organism in Eukaryota, Metazoa, Arthropoda, Insecta, Lepidoptera, Noctuidae. The record is from RefSeq and is a predicted model, not a curated record.
CUCGCCACUCCUGCGCAACUAGUCGCACCGUGAACGCGAUCCACGGUACACUAUCAAGAUGCAGUGCUUCAUCUGCGUCACGUAUAUGAUAAUUUUAUGCAGCGCAAAUCCAACGAAAACCCGAGAAAUUGCAACAACCCACGAGAAACGUUCCCUAUUCCGUGAUGUUAUAGAAUCAUUAAGAAUCCAUUCUCAACUUCCUGAAGAAAUAAAUCAAAACGAUGAAAACAAUUUGUCUCAAAAUUUUGUACGAUACGACAACGAGCCAGCACAUUUACCAAGUGAUACUGAGUACAUUCCGAGACGUAAUGAUAGAAUUGAAAUGCCGUCGAUGAAGUAUCGAUUCCCAAAAAGUAUUGACACCAACAUCAGUGAGGUAAAGUCUCGAGAAGAAGUUGUAGUCUUCAUAGACACUAACAGACACAAAACAACAACCUCAAAACCAAAAAAGGAUAAACGUCCACGCCCACCGUAUAAUAAAAAUAAAAAUCCAAAUAAGAAUAAAGAAAAUGAGGACAACAUAAAUGAAGAAGGUGACGCUGACACUGAUAAUGAUGAUUAUACACCACUAACUAACACAAUGGCUGGACAAAGUCAAAUUGGUAAUAGGGAAUCUCAAACAGUUCUGAAACCAACAGUCAUCGUGAACAUUCGAGGAACUGUCACUCAUAGAGACAGUGAUAUCAGAAUUGAAGGAAGAGACGAAAAAGUUAACAGAACAGAACCCUUCCAGAACAUAUUCAACAUAAAUCAAGAAAUCAAAAUAGAAAAAGAAGGAAACAAGAAAAAGCCUACAAAUGUAAAGCAAGAAAUUAAAUUGGUUCCUGAUAAAGAAAACGCUAAAAUGGAUGAAGACAUGAUGAUGUGUGAAACUGCUACUUGGAAACCAGACAAAAACCAAGAGACCCGUAAAUUCGACAGUGUGCUUCAAAUUUUGUUUUCCAUUUAGUGGUAAUUUUACAGUUCGUUCACAAGGCAAUAAAUUACUAAGUGUAUUAGUUUAUAAAUUGAGUUAUAAUUGUGAUAGACUGAACAACUAGUGAUAAAAUGCUCAAUAACAAUUAAUCUUAAGUCUUUUAACAUGCAAUCAGAUAAAUAUCGGAUCAUUUAUGAAUUUGAUUAAGUUAAUUAUCUUGUAUCCCAUUCCAAAGUGUGUAUCAUUGAAAAGCAUAAUUCAUUUCAAUAAUGAUCAUUUGUAUUGAUAAAGUUGUCUACAUUAUAGGUUAGCUUUUAACAUUAUUAUUAAUUACAGUUAACAUUUCAUUACGCCUUUCACUGAUCUAUAGUUUAGAAGUUCAUUUUGAACCGUGACUUUAUGGUUCGUAAGAUUUAUACUGCUGACGUCAUUUAUACUUAGAGUGUAUAAUUAUUUGAAGACCAUUUCGUCAAUAGUGUAAGAAUUAGUAAGCAACUAUUGUUAUCUAAAUUUUAAUUAUAGUGUUUACUGUGUAUGAGAACUAAGUCGAACAAGUAAAAUAUAAACCAUGAA